AUGGGAAAAAUGGAGAAACAUUGCAUCGGUGAAGUCAACGAAAUUUACGAACGACACUGUUUUAAUAUGCGUAACAAGCUUCCAACGGAGUCGGUUGAUAGUUUUGUUGCCGAGUUAAGGAAUCUGGUCAAAACAUGUCAUUUUUGCGAUAGUUUAAUCUGUGAUCGCAUUGUGCUUGGAAUUAAAAACGAGCAGACGACCAAGAAGUUGCUGAGAAUGAGAGAUCUUACUCUGAAUCGUUGCAUCGACGUGUGUCGCAGCGAGGAAGUUGCUGAGUUGCAAAUGAAGUCGUUAUCUGGGCCGGUGGAUAACAUUAAUCAAGUAAAGUCAAGUUCUAAAAAACCUCGAGCUCCAACACCGGUGGGCGAGCGGUCGGCAAAGAAAAUUUCCUGCAAAUUUUGUGGCUAUGACCAUCAACCUGAUAGGAAGAUGUGCUCCGCAUGGGGAAAGAAGUGCAAGCUAUGUAAGGAAAAGAAUCGUUUUGCCAAGAAGAAGUGUAAGAAAGUUCCUGUCCAUAAUAUUGAGAGCGAAGAGAGUAAGAGGAGAUCAGCGUUGUAAGAGUACAGGCUUUGAGAGAGAGAGAGCUGUGUAUGCGAGAAUGCUGGUUAGGCAGCAACCGGUACAAUAUCAAGUGGAUUGUGGUGAAAGUGCAAAUAUUUUACCUCUGAAGUAUGCUGAGGGCGAGGAACUCGACUCGUGUUCGCAAACGCUUGUCAUAUGGAAUGGAACUAAAGUGACGCCUGUCGGUUCCUGUGCGUUGCCUGUUGUGAAUCCGAAAACUAAUGAGAAGUACAAAGUCCGGUUUCUAGUCGUGAAAGAGGAUUUGACCCCUCUGCUUGGCUUAAAUGCAACGCAGAAAAUGAAGCUGUUAACUGUACACAAGGAAAACUUCAUUAAUGUCGUGGAGAAUGCAAAGGAUGAUCUCACAGCUAAUUAA
Porites lobata is the source of this 937-nucleotide messenger RNA. Lineage: Eukaryota; Metazoa; Cnidaria; Anthozoa; Scleractinia; Poritidae. The record is from the annotation of a GenBank genome assembly.